GAUAAUAUGGAGAGCUGUUUGGUCGGUUCUUCUUCGUUUUUUCAGGAACGAUAGAGCAGAUUAACCCUAAUCAUAAUGUUUGUCGAUCGGCGAAACCGAGGUGCUGAUAUUUAUCUCAUAAAUUUCAGACAAAUAAGACAAAAUUUGACUUCGUUGAGUCCGAGCUCGAUGACGACGUAUUUGAUUUAUUCACCUUUAUCAACUGCCACUGCUUCUACCACAAAAUUUCACCCUUUGAUUGACUUCAGCAACAUUGAGUAUCUUUUUUCACUACUCGAAAUCAAGACUUCGGUUUUUGGGUUAUGGAAGAAUUCAGGCCUCUAUCACCGACUUCAAAGAGGAUGCAGCCACAAAAGUUUGACUCCGAGGGUCCAUAUCGGCUGCUUUAUUGUUCAAGUAAAGGGUAUAAAGCAGGGGUGUUACAGGAGCUAGAGAAAGGGGUUGAACCCAAUGUAGCUGACUAUGACAAGAGAACAGCUCUUCAUUUAGCGUCAAGUGAAGGACGGGCUGAAAUUGUUCUUUUACUUCUUGAGAGAAGAGCAGAUGUCAACUCUUUAGAUCGCUGGGGUCGCACUCCACUGUCAGAUGCCCGCAGCUUUGGUCAUGAGAUGAUUUGCAAGAUAUUGGAAGAUAGAGGUGGAAUAGAUCCGGUGGGGCUUGACUCCCAGAUUCCUUGCUAUGAAAUUGAUCACAAUGAAGUGGACAUGGAUGAAGCAAUACUUAUUGGACAAGGAGCGUAUGGUGAAGUUUAUCUCGUCAAGUGGCGUGGCACAGAAGUUGCUGCAAAAACUAUUCGGUCUUCCAUUGCAGCAAAUCCAAGGGUGAGGAGUUCUUUCCUGAAGGAAUUGUGUUUGUGGCAAACAUUGCGCCACCCUAAUAUAGUGCAGUUCCUUGGUGUCCUAAAGCAUUCUGAGCGCUUAAUCUUUCUUACAGAGUAUCUUCGCAAUGGAAGUUUGCAUGAUAUAUUAAAAAAGAGAGGAAGAAUAGAUCCACCAACAGCAGUUUCUUAUGCUUUAGAUAUUGCAAGAGGAAUGAACUAUCUCCAUCAGCAUAAACCACAUGCUAUAAUACACCGCGAUUUGACACCAAGCAAUGUGUUACUAGGUGAAGCAGGGCGCCUCAAGGUGACAGACUUUGGAUUAAGCAAAAUUGCACAAGAAAAAGAUUCAUAUGGUUACAAAAUGACUGGAGAAACUGGUUCUUAUCGUUACAUGGCACCUGAGGUUUAUCGUCGCGAAUCAUAUGGGAAGAGCGUUGAUGUGUUCUCCUUUGCAGUAAUUGUAUAUGAGAUGUUUCAAGGGGGACCAACUAAUAGGGCAGAAACUGGAAUACAGAUUGCUGAUAGGCGAGCUUAUGAAGAUUCCAGACCGCCUCUCUCAUCAACCUUGUACCCUGAACCAGUCAAGGAGCUUCUCCGGGAUUGCUGGCACAAGAAUCCAGAUUGUCGACCAACAUUUGAAGAAAUAAUCUCACGGCUUGAGACUAUCCAAGAAAGUUUGGAUAAGAAGAAAUCCAGGCCAUCAGGCUGUGAUUGUACCAUCUUAUAAGACAGAAUUGAAUAGCAAUUAGCAACAAUUGUAUUGUAUUGUAUGUCAUUCCUUGGCACAUGUAGUUUUCUUUCUCUAUUUUAACUUUUGUGGGAUUUAAGCUCUACCUACAGUGAACAAUAUCUUGGAGAAGAUCAAUCAUAAGUUUGUACAAAAAUAUGGAGAUUAAAUUGACAUCGGAACUACUUUUUUGUUGCUGGUUGA
Mangifera indica (mango) is the source of this 1751-nucleotide messenger RNA. RefSeq names its product integrin-linked protein kinase 1-like. The transcript has 12 exons. Gene Ontology annotation, biological process: protein phosphorylation. The record is from RefSeq and is a predicted model, not a curated record. Gene Ontology annotation, molecular function: ATP binding; protein binding; protein kinase activity. NCBI's taxonomy places the organism in Eukaryota, Viridiplantae, Streptophyta, Magnoliopsida, Sapindales, Anacardiaceae. The coding region runs from base 303 to 1547 and encodes 414 amino acids.